AUGUCGGAGCCUAAUGUCCGCAUUUCAGGCACAGUUUUAGCUUCUCUCAUGUUCCAACAUGUCAACAGCGACUCGGACGUGGUUCUGGUUCUGACCGGUUCUGACUGCAGCUUUGAUGUUCAGGACAGCGUGGUGGGCUGGUACCGGCAGCGCAGGAACUCUGAGCAGCACAUGACCUUCAGGGAGAAGCUGGUCCACGAGAAGCUGAAGGCGGUUCUUCAGAACCCUCACAUGAUCUUCUUCCUGCUGACGUCCAGCAGAGUGACUCAGACGGACUCCACCCACCGGAUGGAGUACUCCGCCUUCACCUCCUGCAGCAGGCGCUUCAUGAGCGUUCCUGUCCUGGUGACCAACCUGGGUCUGCUGGAGCAGCAGGGCUACUGGAAGGCGUCUGUUCCGUGCUCCGCCUCAGGCUACAGCCUCACCAUGAAGAAACACCGGCCCAAGUUCUUUUCCCCCAUCGGGCUGCUGAGGGAGGUGGAGGAGAUCAACAAGAUGAACGAGUCUCUGCAGGAGGAGCUGCAGAAAGUCUGUGCAGAGGUGGAGGAGAGCGAGCGAUCCGUCAAAGAACUUCAGCUGGAGGUUUCAGCCCUUAGAAGGAGGCUCAGAGCUCGGCAGCAGGGCUCAGCAGGAGGAGGUGCUGAGGAGCAGCAGAGCUUAGCAGGAGGUGAUGCUCAGCCCAGGAGGAACCAGCUGCUGCUGGAGGCCGUCAGAGCGCUGCUAGGCUCCGCCCCCCUCUUCCUCACACAGACUCUGGACCUGCAGGCCGUCCCGGUUCCAGAUAAAACCGCUUCACCUCAGAACGCCGAGGACACCGAACAGGAGGAGAGCCGUGGGAAGAGGCAGAGGGAGGAGCUGCAGGGGAGGGGGAGGAAACGGAGGAGGAGCAGCUCCCCAUCAUGAACCACAUGGACCCAGACUCCAGGAGGUCUGACUUUAUUUUUAUGGAAAUCUUUAUUUUUUCCACCGUUUCUCAGAUGAAUAAAAUCUUUAAUGUUCCAGAAUGAA
Cyprinodon variegatus (sheepshead minnow) is the source of this 1008-nucleotide messenger RNA. RefSeq names its product family with sequence similarity 175 member A (gene abraxas1). NCBI's taxonomy places the organism in Eukaryota, Metazoa, Chordata, Actinopteri, Cyprinodontiformes, Cyprinodontidae. Gene Ontology annotation, molecular function: microtubule binding; polyubiquitin modification-dependent protein binding. Gene Ontology annotation, biological process: protein K63-linked deubiquitination; attachment of spindle microtubules to kinetochore; mitotic spindle assembly. Bases 1 to 903 code for a protein of 300 amino acids. Gene Ontology annotation, cellular component: nucleus. The record is from RefSeq and is a predicted model, not a curated record. The transcript has 6 exons.